UCCUCAUUACCAUACAUCAAUGACGUCAACGUUUGUGCUGCUGGCAGAAUACUAGUUCAUCUCGCGACCAGACUUUGUAGUGGGGACAAUCAUAACCGUCUUGAUUUGGGAUAUUUCCAUUUUUAUUUAGUUUUGACAAGGAAUUGCUUUAUCCUAUUAUUCGUUUGGCUUAUUAUCAAAAAUCUCAACGAUGGCCUGCUCGGGUUUCACCUGCUCCAAGCACUCCCUCUGUGCGCUCAAUAUCCUUUAUGUUAUGGUGAGUCUGCUGAUGAUCGGCAUCGCUGCGUGGGGGAAGUGGUUUGGCCUGGUGUCCAGCUUCCAGGUGGUGGGCGGAGUCAUUGGAGUGGGCGUAUUCCUGUUCUUCGUGGCGUUGGUCGGCCUCAUCGGCGCCGUGAAGCACCACCAGGUCCUACUCUUCUUCUAUAUGAUCAUCCUCUUCAUGGUGUUCAUCGUCCAGUUCUCUGUCUCCAGCGCCUGUCUGGCCAUCAACAAGGAUCAGCAGGAACAACUGUUGGAGGUGGGAUGGAACAACUCUCACACCACCCAGAGAGACGUAGAGAAGAGUCUCAACUGCUGUGGCUUCUACCAUGUAGACAACAACGGGACCUGUGACGCUGCCUGUUUCCCCAACCACUCCUGUUCACCGUGUGCUGAGCACAUCCAGGCGCAUGCAGGAGAGGUGUUGCGCUUCGUUGGCGGGAUAGGCCUCUUCUUCAGCUUCACUGAGAUCCUGGGGGUGUGGCUAACGUAUCAAUACAGGAACCAGAAAGACCCUCGAGCCAAUCCCAGUGCCUUCCUGUAACUGCUGGCAACUGCUCUGCGCCCCGCCCCCCUCAUCCCACACCCUGGAAGUGGCUAACCCUCCUCCUGGAGAGUUACUGGAUGUGCAGGCUUUUUCUCCAGCUCUACUCUAACACUAACACAGCUGAUUCUAAACGAAUUAGAUGCUCAUCGGGACCAUUUUCAGCUGAAUCGGUUGUGAUAGUUAAAGCGGGGCCGAAGCAAAAGCCUGCAGUAGCUCUCCUGGUGGAGGUGGGUUUGCCGCCUGUUUUAGGGGCUGUGUUUGUAAAUAAGCGAGUGACUUGUGUGUGUUUUCACCAGCUGAGCGAAGCGGCAGGCCUUUGUGUGGUGUUUCAUAAAGGUGUGUGUCUGGAAAAGAACUGGGUCAUGUUCAUUAGGGCACUAAACAGGAGAAAACUGACUGAGACAGGAGGAACUACAUUUUCCUUUACAUUUUCAGUUGCAAAAUGUUUUCUGUUGUGUGCCCUAAAGAACAAGACCUGGCUGUAUAUUAAAAUGCUGCAUGAGUCUAUUACCCUGAUAGGACACCUGAGGCCACUCCCAAUCCGAAUCAUGUCCUGUAUUUAACCUCUCAUACGUAUAUGGCUCUGCUUCCGAUGACAAAUCUCUUGGAAUCAACGUUUUCAGAGAAUACAUUUGAUAUUUGAUACACCCUUGAUGGGCAAGCAUUCAGUAUGCUCAGACCAGUAUUAGAGCAUGUGAACUGUGAUAUUGUGACUACUGAAUGACUCCUGUAUUACAAACAAUGACUGACAUAAUGAAGAACAGUUUGUAUUAUUUUGAGCGCAUGGCGAUUGACGAUAUCAUUGAAUAUUUGUACAUUUGAUUUUAACACUCAAUAACAGGACUGUAGCGUGCUGUUGACAGUUGUGUGCUGUAACUACAUAACUACAGCUAUUUAAGCAGCUUGUUGUUGCCUUUAAGUCAUCAUGCUACACAGUAUUCAACAAAAAAAGUUGUUCUUUAUGUAUAUUUCUGUGUAAACAUUCUUAAUUAUUAGAAAUCUGCUAAACCAAAUGCAUUAAUGUAAGAGUCAAUUGCUUAUGCCGUCUGAAUACCAACACAAUGAAAUUCUGGGGAAGACUGACCUGAAAACAAAUAUGAUCCACUUUGUUCUGCUGACAGUGUUUCAAAGACUGGCAGUCGAUUGUGCUGCUGCAUCAUGUCUCUGCUGGUAUGUGCUGCUGCAUCAUGUCUCUGCUAGUAUGUGCUGCUGCAUCAUGUCUCUGCUGGUAUGUGCUGCUGCAUCAUGUCUCUGCUAGUAUGUGCUGCUGCAUCAUGUCCUGCUAGUAUGUCUGCUGCAUCAUGUCUCUGCUAGUAUGUGCUGCUGCAUCAUGUCUCUGCUGGUAUGUGCUGCUGCAUCAUGUCUCUGCUAGUAUGUGCUGCUGCAUCAUGUCUCUGCUGGUAUGUGCUGCUGCAUCAUGUCUCUGCUAGUAUGUGCUGCUGCAUCAUGUCUCUGCUAGUAUGUGCUGCUGCAUCAUGUCUCUGCUGGUAUGUGCUGCUGCAUCAUGUCUCUGCUGGUAUGUGCUGCUGCAUCAUGUCUCUGCUGGUAUGUGCUACUGCAUCAUGUCUCUGCUAGUAUGUGCUGCUGCAUCAUGUCUCUGCUAGUAUGUGCUGCUGCAUCAUGUCUCUGCUGGUAUGUGCUGCUGCAUCAUGUCUCUGCUGGUAUGUGCUGCUGCUACUGAUGGUUCUGUGAACUAGGUACCCGAGCCUUUGUACAAGAAAUCACAAUAAAAUUGAUAUUUUACAUCAA
Salmo salar (Atlantic salmon) is the source of this 2554-nucleotide messenger RNA. RefSeq names its product tetraspanin-13. Gene Ontology annotation, cellular component: membrane. Lineage: Eukaryota; Metazoa; Chordata; Actinopteri; Salmoniformes; Salmonidae. The record is from RefSeq and is a predicted model, not a curated record.